This is a messenger RNA of Theileria annulata, 2058 nucleotides long. RefSeq lists its product as uncharacterized. NCBI's taxonomy places the organism in Eukaryota, Apicomplexa, Aconoidasida, Piroplasmida, Theileriidae. The record is from RefSeq and is a predicted model, not a curated record. The transcript is spliced from 8 exons. Gene Ontology annotation, cellular component: nucleus. The coding region runs from base 1 to 2058 and encodes 685 amino acids.
AUGAAGUCCUCCUCUCAGGAAGCUCGAUCCAUAUCAGAAGAUAGAGUAAAACAAAUACUUGAAAUUUAUGGAACAAAAGCCUGGGACAAAUUAUCUACUGAAAUUUCCAAAAAUGGACUCAAAGUUCCAGGAAAUCCACCAAAGCUUCCAGUUUAUGACAUUUGCAAGCUCGGCAGAGAACUUAUGGAAUCCUUGUCCAGGAAAUACGUAACUAUCGCAUGUAAAAAUGAUUCAGAGGAACGUUGGCUCCAUAUUUCUGCUCAAGAUCCGUUUAUUUACAAAGAGGGUAAAAAGUCUUCAACUUUUUCUGACAAAAUAGACUCCAUGGUAGUUUUAAUCCACAACAAUUGCGUUUUCAAUUGGAAAAUGUUCUCUGAACUUAUGAACCUAGUCAAAAGUGAAAAGCUAAGGGUGAAGUCAAGCUGUAUUGAUCUCAUCUAUUCUGCUUUUAUGGAAGUGUUACCUGGCCGUAAACUUCGUUACAUUAACGAGGUUAACAAGGAGGUCAUUGACUUUUUAGGAUACAAGUUACAUCCCUUUUCGAAAAAUCUUAACUCUUGGGACACUUUAGACUUGGACGUAGUCAGUUUACUCCUGACAAUAACUUUUGAGGAUUAUUUAAAAGGGAUUUAUUCUACAUUUAUUCAGGAGCUUUCCGAUGUGAUGAACCGUGGAGUGGAUUUUUUACAGAAAAAGGCUUCAAACCUAGCCUUACAAAUGCUUAUUCAAAAGCCUGAGCAAGAAGAAAUCUUGCUUGAUUUAAUAAUCUCAAGACUGAGCCACAAAGAUAAUAAGAUGUCUUCUUACGUGUUUAAAAUGCUGGAUACUUUGCUUUUAAAUCACGAAAAGAUGAAAGGGGUUGUGGUAAAAGGGAUACUAACCAAGGUAAAAAGUCUACUGCCCAAAUUACAAAGUGAGUUAAUUAAAGGAACUCCAGGGAUAAAAGAAUCUGGACGGAGAAGGAAAAGAAGAAAACUGACAAUAAACAAUGAAUGCAUACUAAUUCUCAAGAGUAUCUAUCGCUGUAUUUUAUAUUUUUCGAAACUACACUACACAAAGUCGGACCAUUCUAUUGUAAAUGUUAUUUUAAAAGAUGCAAUUGAUAUAUUAUUACUAUUUAUAAGGCAGAAUUCCACCAACGACAAUAAGAACAACCUUAAGGAUGCCACCAAGACUGCCAGAGUACCAAAUGUAUUGUUGUGUAAGUAUGAGGAGUGUGAUAGAAUAAUAAAGAUAUUACUACUGUUUAUUAACAAGCUUUUGAAUUAUUACAAGAAUACUGAUGAUUACGAUCAAAAGAAAUCACUAUUUAACAGUGGAAUAAUAGAGAACUUAUAUGAGCUUUCUUAUAAAACAAAGUCUAGGUCAAUUACCAUAUCAUUACUAGUUUUAAUGUACCACAUAUGUCCAAACAGUGACGAGUAUUACAAGUUGUUGUAUAAUAAUGCAUUCAACAUUAGACUCUAUGAGUCCACUAGUGUUCACAAAUUCCUCACACUGAUCCAACAAAUACUGGAGGGCAAAAAUGAAAAAAACAACAUAUUAAUCCGAAAACUUCUCCAAGUUACUCUAUGUAAUUGUAACAACAACAUAAACAGUGAGAUUAUCAACACUGUACUAAACAACACUAACAAUGACAACUUUUGGGAGCUAAAACUUCAGAAACUAUCAUACAAUCCAUUUAUAAUAAGUACACUUGAACGCAAGUACAAUAAAGACGAUGAGAAUUAUAAUUUGUACAAUGAAUUGAGUGUGUUCAGUUCUGCGCUCCAGUUGGAUUACACUCUUGAGAAAUAUUGGAGGAACCGUCAAAGUUGUAAGUUACACCAAAAACCAUUUCAACUCUACUAUCAAUCGAAGUUCAACUUACAGAAUAUAAAGGAAGAUUACCACUCUUCCGAUGAUAUCAGUGUUACUGAUGAUCUCACUGAACUAGAUGAAGAUGAGUCCAGCGACGACUUGAGCGACGAAGAUAUAACUGAGGAAAAUGAUACUGAUAGUCACGAUUUUACAGACACUGACGAUGAUUUAACUGAUGAAGUAGAUGACCAUGAAUGA